This is a messenger RNA of Amaranthus tricolor (Joseph's coat), 2828 nucleotides long. RefSeq names its product cation/H(+) antiporter 20. Gene Ontology annotation, cellular component: membrane; endomembrane system. Gene Ontology annotation, biological process: regulation of pH; proton transmembrane transport. Gene Ontology annotation, molecular function: antiporter activity. The coding region runs from base 72 to 2588 and encodes 838 amino acids. The transcript is spliced from 6 exons. Lineage: Eukaryota; Viridiplantae; Streptophyta; Magnoliopsida; Caryophyllales; Amaranthaceae. The record is from RefSeq and is a predicted model, not a curated record.
AGCCAAGUUUAGAAUUCAUUAGUGAUCUUGCUUAUAAUUAUAAUAAGGGAGUCGAAAAAAAGUGAUAGAAAAUGGGAGGUAGAGUGAACAUAACGGGCAUAAAAACAGCCUCAGAUGGAAUCCUACAAGGUGACAACGCUCUACAUACAGCCUUUCCAUUACUUAUUAUUCAAACCACCUUAAUAUUAGUUGUCACCCGUCUUCUUGCCUUUGCCUUCAAACCUCUUCGUCAACCCAAAGUUAUUGCUGAGAUCGUCGGAGGAAUAUUACUGGGACCAUCAGUAUUAGGAAGGAACAAUGAAUACAUGCAAGCAAUCUUCCCACGUUGGAGUACACCAAUUCUUGAAUCAGUAGCCAGCAUUGGCCUUCUUUUCUUCUUGUUUUUAGUUGGUCUUGAGCUUGACCUAGCCUCAAUACGCCGUAGUGGUAAGGAGGCUUUUUUUAUUGCAUUAGCUGGUAUAAGUCUCCCCUUUGUAGGUGGUGCUGCAGUUGCCGUCGUUCUCCGUCAGUCCAUCGAAGGCGCCGACGAGGCAGGGUAUGGCCCCUUCCUCGUCUUCAUGGGGGUGUCACUCUCCAUCACUGCUUUCCCGGUGUUGGCCCGUAUCUUAGCGGAACUCAAACUCCUGACCACAAAAGUUGGUGAGACGGCCAUGGCUGCUGCAGCAUUUAACGAUGUCGCUGCAUGGAUUCUCCUUGCCCUUGCUGUAGCACUUGCAGGUAACGCGAAUGAAGGGACACACCACAAGAGCAGCCCAUUGGUAUCGUUGUGGGUCUUAUUAGCUGGAGUCGGGUUUGUGAUAAUCAUGUUUGUGGCUGUGAAGCCUGUGAUGGUCUGGAUGGCUAAACGUUGCUCCGAUGUGGUGGAUGAGGUCUAUAUCACCUUAACCCUAGGCAGUGUACUUGUGGCUGGCUUUAUGACUGAUUUUAUAGGGAUUCAUUCUAUAUUUGGUGCUUUUAUAUUUGGUUUAAUAAUUCCAAAAGAAGGGAAUUUUUCUGAGAAAUUGUUAGAAAGAAUAGAAGAUUUUGUAUCAGGGUUAUUGCUGCCUCUAUAUUUUGCAUCCAGUGGGCUUAAGACCGACGUCACAAAGAUACACGGGGCAAAGGCAUGGGGUCUACUGGUUUUGGUGAUUGCGACGGCCUGCUUCGGAAAGAUAUUUGGUACGUUUACGGUGGCCAAGUUCUGUCGGAUGAAAUCUAGGGAAGCAUUGGCGCUAGGCGUCUUGAUGAAUACCAAGGGUUUGGUGGAGCUCAUUGUGCUUAACAUUGGCAAAGAAAAAAAGGUGCUUAAUGACGCAAUGUUCGCAAUUUUAGUACUAAUGGCACUCUUCACCACCUUCAUAACCACACCGAUUGUGAUGGCAAUCUACAAGCCAGUAAGCGAUGGUAAACAGUCCCAAAAGCGAAAGCUUCAACCAGAUCUAUCCGUGAAGGAUUCUGGUUCAACACCAAGUUCUUCCAUACAAUUUAGAAUAUUAGCUUGUGCACAUGGCCCCAUUAACGUACCUGGCCUUAUCAACCUCAUUGAGUCAACUCGAAGCACGGCUACAAAGCUGUAUGUGAUGCACCUUGUUGAGCUCACUGAGCGUUCCUCCUCUAUCAUCAUGGUCCAACGUCUACGUCGUAAUGGCUUCCCGUUCAUUGACCCAACUCCACACAGUAGUCGGGUUGAAAUCCACGACGUGGUUGCCUCAGCGUUCGAGACAUAUGGUCAAUUAGGGCAGGUUAUGGUCCGUCCCAUGACAUCCAUUUCCUCACUUUCGACAAUGCACCAGGAUGUCAAACACGUUGCAGAGCGGAAGAGGGUGAUGAUGAUCAUACUGCCUUUUCAUAAGUUGUGGAGGAAGGAGGAAGGGGGUGAAAUGAAAGUGGUAGAGAAUUUGGGGCAUGGAUGGAGGGGAGUGAACCAAAGGGUGCUUAAGAAUGCUCCUUGUUCGGUUGCAGUGUUUUUGGAUCGUGGGUUUCGGUUGGGAUCUGCUAAAGAUGAAAGGCAGAUAGGUAGUAGACAGCGGGUGUGUGUUGUGUUCUUUGGUGGUCCUGAUGAUCGAGAAGCUUUAGAACUUGGGGCGCGAAUGGCUGAACAUCCUGUUGUUAAAGUUACGAUUAUUAGGUUCAUCGAAAAUCAAGAAAUCGAUGCAACUAACAAUGUUAAGUUGAUGCCAUCGCCUGAAAAGUGUAGUGACAGCAAUUAUACGUUCUCCGUCGCUGCCAUCAAUCGCAAUGAAGAGAAGGCAGUAGACGAUACCAUGGUGCAAGAAUUCCUAAGCAAAUGGGAUGGAACAGUAGAGUACAUGGAAAGGAAGGGGAAGAACAUAGAGGAAGCAGUGGUAAUGCUAGGAAGAAGUGCCGAUUACGAGCUGAUAGUGGUAGGAAAAGGUCGUUUCCCAUCAACAAUGGUGGCAGAGCUAGCAGAUCGACAAGCGGAGCAUGCAGAGCUAGGGCCUAUAGGGGACAUCUUAUCAUCGAGCAACAACGCAAUAGUAUCGUCAGUGCUAGUCGUUCAACAGCAUGAUACGGCAUAUGUUGAGGAAGUUCCUGUUUAUAAGGUGGUGGGCUGCGAGACUGAAAAUGAUGGUAGCUCCCAAGUUUAACCAUCUGUAAUGGGUGUAUAACUACCUUGUACAGUCUACAAUGUCUAAAAAUAUGUUUAUGUAAUUAUCCUUAAAAGAUAUUUGGUUACAGCCAUGAAGAUGUUAGGCAACUUCUCAUCCUCUGUCCCUUUUAAUGUAAAAGCUUCUAUAGUCAAAUCUCUCAAUCGAACAAAUGACAACUAUUUAGCGGUUGGUCUUAAAAAAUACCCAUUCUAAUAAAUUGAAUAAUUGAUAUUAUUG